GUCAGUUUGCAAACAAAGAUGGCGUCGGGGCAGCGAGCCUUCGCUCAGAAGCUGUCCAAGCAGCAUGCAGCUGAUGUGCGAAGGACAGUGAGCUCAGUGACAACUGGGAAGGAUCCUCCUCGAUCUGCUAGUGUAUCAACACUCUCAACGCAUGAUACACUACAAGAAAAUGUGGAUCCUAUUGAUUAUGAAGAUUUCCUAGACCAACACCAACUGGAGGCAGACCGUGAUCCAGUAAGGAAAAUUCUCUACUUCCCUCCAGAUGACAUUGUUGUAACUUUGAUCCCACGCCAGAUCCGCACACUUGAGCCAGUUGUGCCAGAUGAAGGGGAUGGUUUUGAUGCCCAUGUAGCAGACUGUGUACGCUGUUAUACUAGAGACUGGUUGUAUGUUAGCCGUCAGUACCUUCAGUAUUCCACCUCUGUGCCUGGCCGCAGUCAGUUAACUGCAGACCACCUGGCAAAUUUGCAGUCCUGUCCACAACCAGAGUUUGAGGUUGACCUAGAAGAUGACCGUGGAUCCACUGAUGCUGAUCGACAUGAUGUUGGAAGUAGCAGGCACUCGUCACAUCUCUCGGACACUCCAAGAGGAAGUUGGGCAAGCUCUGUGUUUGAUCUGCGGAAUUCUGUUGCUGACCCUCUUCUUCCUUCCCUGUUGUCACGCAUUCCACUGGAUACAGUUGACAAUAAUAAUCAACAAGCUAGGCUUGAAAACAGACAGGAAUCUCUGUUUAUGUUGUAUCCUCCUCAAGAUGAAGAGGAUAUGAUAGAGCGCCGGCUAUAUCCAGAUGUUCCAAUGCCACAUUCAGGUCACCGCAUUCAGGUCAAGUGUAUUAAUCUUCGCCUAGAGCUAGAAAUUGAGCCAAUAUUUGCAACGAUGGCACUAUAUGACCUCAGGGAUAAAAAAAAAAUAUCGGAAAAUUUUUGUUUUGACAUGAACCCAGAACCACUUAAGAGAAUGUUAACUUCACACAUCCCAUAUCAGGACAUUUCUACUUUGAGUCGCACAUGUAUUUUCGACAUCACCUAUCCAUCUAGUGACUUGUUUCUUGUUGUUCGUCUGGAGAAAGUUUUACAGGGUGACAUCAGUGAUGUGGUUGGACCAUAUAUGAAAGAUGAUGCGAACCGAGAGAAACUGAAAUCAGCAGCAGUAGCUUGCUGUGAACGACUUGGGAAGUAUCGUAUGCCCUUAGCUUGGACUGCAAUCAACCUCAUGAAUAUUUUCACUGGUGUUCAUGGAGAGCGUGAAAAUGCUCCUGAGAGAGAACCUUCAGGAUCAAAUAGUCUUGAUCGCAAACAGAGCUCAUCUAGUUAUGAUGAACUAAAAAGAAAGAGCGGCUCUGGUUCACUAACUAGGAGAGGGUCUUUAGAGCGGAGAAGUUUCAGUGAAAAGAGGAGAAGCUGGUCACCGGAGGAGUUUGGUGCCUGCCUUGAUUCCUUUCGGCCUGUGACCCUCACCGUGUCAUCAUUUUUCAAACAGGAAGGGGAUAAACUACGUGAUGAUGAUCUCUACAAAUUCCUUGCCGAUCUCAAACGUCCCUCAAAUCAGUUAAAGAAGAAAUGUUUACCAGGCUUGCUCAAGUUGGACAUUUCACCAGUGCGUGACCAGCCCAAGUACUGUCUCACGCCAGAGCUUGUUAAACUUCAUCCCUAUCCAGCAGAUGAUACAGAGGAAGAGGAAGACAAGGAGUAUGAAAAGUGUCGACCCAUUAAAGAGGUUGUUGAAUUCCCACCUCGAGAUAUCUUGGUACCACAUUACUAUUACAGGAACCUUCUUUUUAUAUCUCCUAAGGAUCUCAAUUUCAACAAUAGACCAGGUUCUGCACGAAACAUUACUGUCAAAAUUCAGUUUAUGGCGGGAGAAGAUGAGCUGGCGGCUAUGUCGGUCAUCUUCGGUAAAUCUUCAUGUCCAGAGUUCACAACAGAGGCUCACACUGCAGUCACCUACCACAACAAGUCACCAGAUUUCUAUGAUGAGUUCAAGGUCAAGUUACCAGCUGUGCUUGGAGACCAGCAUCACAUUCUCUUCACAUUUUAUCACAUUUCAUGCCAGAAGAAAAAUGAAGAGAAGACCAUUGAAUCUCCUGUUGGCUACACUUGGCUUCCAGUGUACCGUGAUGGCAGCUUACAGACGGGCGAGCACAGCCUCCCUGUUAUGAUGGAACGACCUCCAAGCAACUAUCCAUAUAUUACUGCAGAUAUCCAGUUACCAGGCACUAAAUGGGUUGACAACCACAAGGGGCUGUUUACUGUGUGUGUUGAGGCUGUUUCAUCAGUCCAUGCUCAGGACAAGCACAUCGACCGUUUUUUCCUAUGUAAGAUGGUUGAAGAGGGCAAUAUUCCUGCACGCAUUGGUGGCAAUAUGGAAGGGGAGCUCAAGAGGGCCAUGGGGGGAUCUCGUAAUUGUCAUGCCGAGCCACUUGUCCGUUUCAUCCCUGUCUUACUGGACCGCCUCAUCUCGCUAUUAGUUUGGCCUCCCAACCUAGCUGGCCAGCUUGUCAACAUUGCCAGCUGCUUUGAAACUAUUGGUACACUUGUUGGUCGUGUUUCGGCUCUCUUGGAAGAAAAGAACGAUCAGCAUGGGCGGAAUAGCACCCUGUUGUCAUAUGUGGCCUAUCAGGCAACACUACCUCAUCCUGAUGAUGGUCCGCCAACUCCUGUACAAUCGCAUUCACAUCCACAUCCCCCGAGCUCUGUGCCUACCCAUCGUAAAUAUUCUCGGAGCAGCAGCAACCCUGAUUUAGGUAUUGAUGUUGACGCAGAAGUAGGAGGAAUCUUUGCUCGUGGGUUGGACAGAACCAACUCCAUGAGAACAGAUGAUGAAGAAAUGUUGGACUUGAAAGGAAGCAAUUACGAAAAUCUUAUAACACUCCAACGGCCAGCAGGGAGGAAAGUAACUCACGAAGAAGUGGCUCUUCAGUGGGUUGUAUCCAAUGGUACUGGGCGAGAGAAAGCUCUGGCUAACUCUUGGUUUUUCUUUGAGCUGAUGAUCAAGUCCAUGACAGAACAUCUUGCCAGAAAUAGUGGGGAAGACAUCUUGCGCAAAAUGAGAUUCUCGCACCAGUUUGCAGAUGAUAUCCAAAAUCUCACUGCAUCUAUCACUAAUGAUAUCAUUGCUUUACACAACAAAGAUGUCAGAGACACCAGGUUUGUACAGAAUGUGAACAGCAGUCUGGCAUUUUUCCUGUGUGAUUUGCUGUCUGUGAUGGAUCGUGGGUUUGUGUUCAUGCUGAUGCAAAAUUAUUGUAGGCAGAUGAGCAACAAGAUAGUUUCUCUACCUGAUGCUGCACCUCUCAUCAACUUGAAGUUGGACUUUGUACGAAUUGUUUGCAGUCAUGAACACUAUGUAGCUUUGAAUCUACCUUUCUGCACUCCACUCUCAGCAUUAUCAGCGCCAUCAUCGCCCUGCCCUUCGAUUGGAUCAACAACUAGUCAGUCAUCAUUCAUCUCAACUGUGUUUGGUGGAAACCGCAGUGCAUUCAUGAUGUUGUCCAGCUCCUUCCGCAAGCAACACUUCUUAGUAGGACUUGUAUUAUCAGAUCUUGCUACGGCUCUUGAAAUCAAUAACCCCACCAUUAUUGGAAGAGCAGUAAACAGCAUCAGAAACCUGCUGACGAGUCACGACACAGACGAUCGGUACACUGAGCCAGAAGUGAAGGCUCGUGUGGUAGCACUAUACCUGCCACUCCUCAGUAUUGUCAUCGAUGCUUUACCACAACUCCACACCUUUGCCAGUGCCAAGUACCGGUACUUAAUGUCAUCUCUUGGUGAUGAGAAUGAGGGAGGACCAACACACAUUCAUCAGAAUGUUGCACUUGCUAUUGCUGGUUCAUCCAUGUUUGCAAAUAAGGAGAGUGACUAUGAUGUUAUUCAAGGGACAACAGAAGAGGAGAUGGAAAAUCAACAACAGCCGCGCAAGUGCCCUUUGAGUUCUGAAACAACACGGAACUUGCUCAUCUGCCUCUUGUGGGUAUUGCGUAAUGCAGAUGAAACGACCCUUCGCCAUACUCUUUCUGAACUACCACAUAAUCGUCUCCAUCAGCUGCUGGAUGUACUUUAUGUAGCAGUCUCUUGCUUUGAGUAUAAGGGAAAGAAGAUAUCUCAUCGUGGUGGUGCAGUCAAUAUCCGAAGCAAAGAGGCCAUGAAGAGUCUUCUUGAGGAAGCCAUCAUGGGCCAGAACUCCGCACGUUCAGAAAUGAUGCUUCGCCGUCGAGGUAACGCUCCCCCCAACACCCCCCAUGUUGUUGGAUUAUCUCAAUUCUACAUCCAAGGGGCAGAGCGUAAUCCCCCUUCACCGUCCGGAACCGGAGAAAAGCUUCGCUGGCGUAAAGAAUCCUUUCCCUGGCGUCACCAUCAACAGGACACUGACCGCUCGCCACAACAUGAGUUAGAGCAGGAGUCUCAGGUUGAGGGCCACCUGGCGGCUGAAGCUAAUAUGGUUAUUCUAGAUACUUUGGAGAACAUAGUUCAGGUUGUAACAAAUGCAGAUCACUUGCAAGGGCUACUCCCUGUUGUGUUUCGAGUAUUGCUUCAUGCUCUCGCCUCCAAUCAGUCAACAUCUACACUUACCAAUAUGUUCAAUACUCAGCGAGCAUUGGUUGCUAAGUUCCCAGGUUUACUUUUUGAUGAAGAAACUGAGCAGUGUGCAGAUUUGUGCCUUCAACUGUUGAAGCAUUGCUCGUCUUGUAUCUGUACUGUCCGAUCCCAUGCUGCAGCAUCACUCUAUCUUCUUAUGAGACACAACUUUGAAAUUGGAAAUAAUUUUGCAAGAGUAAAGAUGCAGGUGACAAUGUCUCUUAGCUCCUUGGUUGGAACAUCCCAGACCUUCAAUGAAGCUUAUUUACGUCGCUCUCUCAAAACCAUCCUCACGUAUGCUGAGGAGGAUGCAGAUCUACAGGACACAUCUUUUCCAGAACAGGUUCGUGAUCUAGUCUUCAAUUUACACAUGAUUCUGUCAGAUACUGUGAAGAUGAAGGAAUAUCAAGAGGACCCAGAGAUGUUGCUUGAUCUUAUGUACAGAAUUGCCCGUGGGUAUCAGAAUUCGCCAGACCUUCGAUUAACAUGGCUUGCCAACAUGGCCCAGAAACACAGUGAAAGAGGACAGCAUGCUGAAGCUGCCAUGUGCCUCAUUCACAGUGCUGCUUUGGUCUCGGAAUACCUGUACAUGUUAGAGGAUUGUCCUCACUUACCUACUGGGGCUGUAACUUUCUGCAAGCUUUCACCCAAUGUGCUAGAAGAAAGUGCUGUGUCUGAUGAUGUGCUUAGCCCAGAUGAGGAAGGAAUUUGUACUGGCAAAUACUUUACAGAAAAUGGGCUUGUAGGUCUUUUGGAGCAAGCCAGCUCAUCACUCCACCAGGCUGGAAUGUUUGAGUGCCUUAAUGAGGUGUAUAAAAUUCUUACUCCUAUUGCUGAGAAAAAUAGAGACUGGAAAAAGCUAAUAAAUAUUUACUCUAAAUUACAAGAUGCAUUUACCAAGAUUGAUGCAUUAGAGGGAAGAAGAAUGUUCGGAACUUACUUUCGUGUAGGUUUCUAUGGUUCCAAAUUUGGAGACCUUGAUGGAGAGGAAUAUAUAUACAAAGAACCCAUGUUGACCAAGCUGCCUGAGAUCUCUCACAGAUUAGAGGGUUUUUAUUCUGACCGAUUUGGUGCAGAAAAUACUGCCAUCAUCAAGGAUAGCAACACAGUUGACAUAACGAAGUUAAGCUCUGAUAAAGCUUGUAUUCAGAUAACAUAUGUGGAGCCGUACUUCGACGAAUAUGAAUAUAGAGACAGAGUCACAUCAUUUGAAAAGAACUACAAUAUAAAGCGGUUUAUAUUUUCAACACCCUUCACGCCUGAUGGACGAGCUCAUGGAGAACUCCAUGAGCAAUACAAACGCAAGACUAUUCUAACUACACAACAUAUGUUUCCUUACGUUAAGACAAGAAUCCAAGUUGUUGACAGAAUGUCGUGGGUGUUAACUCCCAUUGAGGUAGCAAUUGAAGACAUCCAGAAGAAGACCAAAGAAUUAUCAGCUGCCAUCAUCCAGGACCCUCCAGACCACAAGAUACUGCAGAUGGUGCUUCAGGGGUGCAUUGGAACAACAGUUAAUCAAGGUCCAAUGGAAGUAGCUCAUAUCUUCCUAUCAGACCUAAUGGAGAGUAGAAAAUCACCCAGUCAUUUACAGAACAAACUUAGGCUUUGUUUUAAGGAUUUCUCUAAAAAAUGUUAUGAUGCACUACGCAAAAACAAGACACUGACUGGCCCUGAUAUGCGUGAGUACCAUCGAGAGUUGGAACGUAAUUAUGCUCGCUUUACUGAAGGAUUGGCUCCAAUGAUAACAAUAAACCAUCCCACAAGAACUUCAAGCACCACAGUGUCCUCGACACCUAGGUUACGGGUGGCCGUAGGAGUGACAUCUUGGCGUCACUCUACUGGUAGCACGAGUUCGGGGGAAACUUUGGUGUCUGGAGGCUCGGCAGACUCCGACCCAGGGUUAGCCUCUGGGACGGAGUGCUAGGGAUGCCAGCGUUUAGUAAUCGCACUUUAGUAAGGGUUGCACAGCACAUGACUAGGCAAGGAAGUACCUGUAUGACAUCUUGUUCUCAAAGAAGAUUUCUCCACACCAAAAAUUACUGAAGAUCUGAUGCUGUAAAUAUGUAAUAUUAGCUAAUUAGUUUUUUGCAGGUAUUGGAUAUAGUUGAAAAUUGUUGUAUAUACAGUAGUUACCACAUGCCUUGCAAAAUGUUAUUUUCAUUGUCAGUGAGAAAAUUUACUAUAUCAUUUCAUUAUCAUUUAUAGUGCCAAGUUCCUUAAUUGUAAUAGAAAUGUAGUAUAGUAGUUUUAUCACACUUCUUAUAUAACUGUACCAGGUAUUCAGUAGUCUGAAUGAACAAUAAACCAAUAAUUCAGAAGACCUCAACUUAACACACUUCAGAAAUAUGGGAAAAAAAUCUGUUGGGUUAGUUGAUUUAGAAAUGACAAUGUCUGUUUGUUACAGAAUUGUCUACAAUUGUUAAGAUCACUACAAAACAGUCUUAUCUCUGUCCAUUACAGUUGCCAUUAUUGGCCACACUGUCUCCCCAUUAGUAUGUUAAAUUGAGGAUUUACUGUAUUUCUUUUGAUUUAGCUAUGUCAAGCAUUAUUCCCUGGAACAAAGGACCAAAAGAACAUAAAUGUAUUUUACUAUGAAGUUUAGAAGCAUGAGAGGUUUUGUGUGUGUGUGUGUGGGUGUGUGUGUGUGUGUGUGUGUGUGUGCGCGCAAGGCACUACAGUGUAAAUGUUUCCUUAUUGCAGUUAUGUUUUAAAACGUCUUAGUGAUAUUAUAUUUUCUGUUAUAGUUAACUUUUUACAUUGAUAUGUUAGUAAUGCAUCAUCUGGGAAUAUAUUGUUCAUGAAGCUCAAGCUUAACAUUAUUUUUUAAAGAUGAAUGUCUUGUCUUGCAUUAUUAGUUAAUGAUGCUAACCGGUGGAAAUUUACACCAUAAAAAUGUUUUAUUUCUGUUAAACUUCAGACUUCAACAUUGUUUAUGUAUUUAUUUCUACCUUCCUCAUAAAAGUUAUCUUUGAAUAUUCUACAUACAAUACAUAUGAGGUCUUGCAUGGCAAAAAAAAAAGUAAGCACCAGAUUGAAGCAGUGAAGGAAAAUGCAAGGAUGGGGAAGAUCGAAGCUAUAAAGCUUAAGUUACUAUACUUUGUUAUGGGGCUUUGAGCCUAACUUAAAGAUGCAGAAGACAACAUCUACACAUCCCCACAGAUUAAACAUUAAGGAAUUGAUUCAUUCUUUAACCUGGUUUUUUGGCCAUGGUGGUGCUUAUUUUUUCUGGCAUGCAACCCUCGUGUAUACUAGUUGCUUGAAAUUUCUAGUCCUAUCUUUACAUUUUUCAUACCUUCCUUUCUAUUUUCAAAUCAGAAACAAAAAUUCACCUUUCUGAAAUAUUUGUUGACUAUAUGUUACAGUAUUUCUCCUCUUGUGUCAAGAAAUUGCAAAUGCCCAGUAAUCCAUUUUGCUUUAUAAAUUGAUGAAAUUAAGACACAUGUGCAACAUCUGGGUCUCUUUAUUGUAGACGUUUUGCCAUCCAGUGGCUUUAUCAAUACAAAUUCCAGGACAUAACUUGAAGACAGUAGAACUAUAUACAGAAGAUGAGGUAAUCAGUCCCUCAACCUUGGAGUAGGUGCGAAGAGCACCAUAGUUUCCACGACUACAAUGAAGAUACCCAGGUGUUGCACACGUGUCUUAAUUUCAUCUUGUCGGUAUUGUAUACCAUUCUUGUACUGCUUUAUAAACUACUGCCUACAGUUUUUCUACCUUGAAGUUAGCCAGUUUUCGUUGUUCAUGUUUAGGAUACCUUAAUCUCUUGAAAUUAUUUAAUUCAUCUCCUGAUAGUUUUUCAAGCUAAUUUGUUUUUCCAUUUUCAUCCAUUACAAGUGUACAGGUACAUUAGGAAUAAAGCGCAACAGAGCUUUCACAUGCCCAGAUUUUUGCUCUAACUUGAUAGCAUGUCAGUGAAGAACACAUUCAUGAAUUUAUUGCUGCACUGAUACAUUUCUUUUCAAUCCUUUGCUUGUAAAAAAGAAAAAAGCUGGUACUAAAUCUUCACUCUUAUUUGGCACUGGUUUACAUUCGUACUUAAUAUUAAAUACUUGCUUUUAGAUAUAUCUGUUUUCAUCUUUAAUUUUUACAUUCCAUUUCCAAUUAUCUCAUUAUCUUUUACUAUAUUUUAGUUCAUAUGUGAUAAUACUGGGUUUGUGCAUCUCAUGUGCAUGCCAGCUACAAUAUAGUCCAUUAUAGAAAAUAAAAUUACUUACAGUGAUCUCUUGGUCAGAAUAUGGGAAUGCCUAUAAAAAUAACUUCUCUAGGUUAUUAUAAUAGCUAUCAGUAUUGGCUUUGAAUAAUGCAUUGUUUUCCUAUACUUUAUAACUUUGCUACUUAAUUCUAACACCUCUCAUCAUCAUGGAUGUUAAGCUUUAAUUAUUUCUUUCAGUUUUUGCUUUGUACAUUUUACAGUUCAUUGUGGUAGCAUAGUAAUAAUAAUAAUAAUAAUACUUUGGUAGUACUAGGGGUUGACUAGAUACAGUGCCCUAGCAACUGAAACUGCAGAAUAACUGGUUAACCAUGGAUCAUCCUUGAUUCUGGUCAAGGGUUCUUCGCCCAAGGAAUUCCAGCUGACUUCCUCUUUCUCAGAUUGAACCUGAUCACCUUCCAUUUUUCAGGCUCUGUGGGGACCCUAUAGGUUUAAUACUUUAACCCUUCCUCUUAUAUAUCUAAUCAUGCUUUUCAGUGCAACAGGGUUAAUUCCUCACUACUUUUUCAAGCUGGUAGUGUGCUUGGAGACAGUGGAAGACAAAGAGAAAAUCUGCUGCUGCUUUAUACUUACCUUGACUACAUAGACAGGAAGAGGUCAGACUACAGUUAUUUCCUCACAGUAGAUAGGCUAUACACAGAUAACAUACAAAUAGGAGAAUGAAACUUAUGACCACAUUUUGGUCUAACUUGGACCAGUAACUAGUCACAUAAGCACGAAGGGAACGGAGCCAGUAUAUAUAUACAAGAGGGGAAAGGGAGGCUAGUGCCUGAAGAAUAACAGGAGGAGGUUUUAGUAUAAUUGUAGAAGUGGUGGUAGAAGUGGUAGAGGUAGCAGUGGUAGUGGUAGAGUAAUUAGUGCAGCAGUGGAAGAGUUGGCAGUAAGAAGGAAGUAGACUGUAAGGUCUUAUGUUAUUUGCUUUUUCCAUAUAUAGUGGAUUAUCACAAUUUAGAGACAGUUUGGAUGUAUUUUAUUUGUUUCUCUCCUAGUUUUACUUGGUAUGCAUUUGUUUACAAAUAGACAAAAUUUCAUAACACUGUUGGUAGUCUUGUGUCUAGCUUUUUUUUUUUUUUUUUAGUCAUUUGGCAUUUUCCCUGGUGUCUUGCAUAAUGAAAGGGCACUUUUUGUACAUUCUAAUAUCUUUCAUUUGACUUUUUUUUUAAUACUGGUUUGCUAUACAGCAGCCCAUAUUUAUUUUUGCACUGAUACAUGAUCAAUUCAUUAUACCUUUCCCUUUUACCCUGUGUCUUAAGUGCCCACUCUUUGUGUUGGACUAUGCAAAUACUGUAUAGUAAUUUUUAUUAUGAGAGGAUUACUCAUUAACCCUUUCAGUAGUCAUCAUGUAGAACCAGGUCAUUGAGGCCAGGGUCCCUCAUGUGAUUCUACUGCAUGAGCUCGGCUCACUCAGACAAGCUGUGAGCAGUACAUUUUGACUUAGAUAUGGUGACUGUGCACAGUUUGAAAAAAUCCUUCCCCAUGUGGUGCAUGAUGGGAAAAACAAACACUGACCAUGUGGAUGGUAUAAAAUGGCGAAUUUGAGGUAUUUUCUCGGAUGAUUUUUAUGGUUUCAUUGGCUGUUUCUUAGUAUAAUUUGAUAGAAUGGAAGACAUAUAAAUGGGAUAGAGAUUAUUUUGAUUGAUUUCAUGACCAAAAGUAGCUUAAAAUUGAGCUCAAAAUAGUGGAAAUAUUCAAUUUUUGCCAAUAUUCCAGAGGGCGGGUAAGACCCUGCUACACCUCUCUCCCCCUUCCCCCAGUCUGUUUUUUAAUAGGUAUGAUUCAAUUAUUGGGACACUGUAAACUAUAACCAAUCAUUCCUGGUUAUUUUUUAUUAUGAGCAAAAGGCACAGUACCAUGACUGGAACAAUACACAAAUAACCUGCACAUAGGAGAAGCUUAUGACGAUGUUUUGGUCCAACUUGGACCAUUUACAAAGUCACACUAACACAAAAGAGGGAGGGAGCCAGUCCUUAUCCCUCUUGCCUAUAUAUACUGGCUCCCUCGCUCUUCUGUGUUAGUGUGACUUUGUAAAUGGUCCAAGUUGGACCAAAACAUUGUUGUAAGCUGCUCCUAUGUGCGGGUUAUUUGUGUAUAUUUUAUUAUUCAAGAAACAUAGUAAAUCUUUUAUUUUUGUAUAAUUAAAAUUUAGUUCAGAAUGGAAGUCAGGUGUAAUAUAGGUGAAGCCUGGGAAUGUGAUUAAUAAACAGAAAUGUGUACAUGGUUUAUUUUGCCUUCUAUUUUGAAACUAUUAUUUUUUAAUUUUGUGUAAAAUUGACUAAAUUACUGACUGCUGUGCACUUUAUAUGGUAGUUGCAGUAGAUCUGUAUGCAGUUUCUUGUGCUCAGUCAAUAGAUCAGAAGGCAUGCUAGCAAAAUAGCUAAGAAUUUCACCAAAUGAAGCACUAGAAUUGGCUUUCAAAAGUACUCAAAGUUGGCAAAAUCUCCAGUAAGCAAAUUGUACCAAGACCGCUAACUUUGCAUGUGCGUAAUUCUGUAAGUUUUUUUCCAUCAAAUUUUGUACUUUAGGUGUCAUUAUCUUCAGAAGAAGAUUCUCUACCAUUUCUGAAGAAUAAAAAAUUUUUAUAUAUAUAUUUUUUUUAAAAGUGGGCACUGAGAGCAAUAUUAAUUUUGGGGUCUGGACAGUGGAAAGUGUUAAAAGUGCAGUUUAGAAAAUGGCUGACCUUCAUGAUUUGUUCAUUAGGUCUAUGCUGUUCUCUUGUCUUUAUGUAGUCUUUUCUAUGCAUAUUCUAUAUUUGGUGCUUCUGCAGUUAUAAUCAGCAUUAAUUCAUUGUUUUAUUUACAGUGGUGUUUUCAUAAUUUCCUGGUAUAUCUUCUCUGUUGCUAUGAACUUUGUCUUAACAUUUUUCACUCUGCAUGGGAAGAAAUUAUCAUUCAUUUAAAGCAUUCCUUUAUCUUCUUUAUUAUAUACUCAUUCUAGAGCACUUUGUAAAGUCUUAACUUUAUACAUCAUUUUUCUUCAUCACUCUUUUAUGUACCGUAUGUUAUUUGCCUUCUUUUAUUCAUAAAAUAUAUUUUGCAUUGUAUUUACUAAUUUUCUAAAUUAUUACAUAUAUUUAUAGCUGGUCAUUCAUUGUAACAUUAAUAGGAAAAUAUUCUGAAUGACCAGUUGUAAUUAAAUGCUAUUUAUACUACAGUUGGUUACAUUUAUGUGAGAAGAAAUGAUUACUUUAGAUUGAUUCUGAUUCAGGGGAAAAAUAAGAGAUGGCGGUAUAAAGGAUAUGUUAGAAGAUGUAAGGAGUGUAGGAUAUUGAUAUUUGUUCACUACUUCUAAACAAUGUUGAAGAGAGACAAGGACAGUGUUUCUAAUUCAUAAACGUUAGUGUGAGAAAGUUUGAAAUUGGGAAGUAUUAUGCACAUUGAUAUUGUCAAGCAUAGUAAAGACAACAUUUUUUUAAUAAGAAAUGUACUGCCAUUAUCAUAUUGAGGAAUGUGAGAUUGUUGUGAUUUAUGGAAUGAGUUAGGUGUAAUUUGUAUGAAGGUGUAUUUUGUAGACAGCAGAAUGCCUGAGUUAGACCAGGUAAAUAUACUUGUAUAAAAUGCAGUAUGAGUAGAAUUUUGCUUCCAAAAAGAACUUUUUUUUUCUUUUUAUAGAGAACUGUGUAGAUAAUGCUGGUAUUGUGCCAUGGCAUUAUAGGUAUCUUAUCCUACAGGUUGUGCAUUCCAGCAGUGAUGCAUAUAUUGUCCACUACAUGCUAGCAGUGAUACAUAUAUUGUCCACUACAUGCUAGCAGUGAUACAUAUAUUGUCCACCACAUGCCAGCAGUGAUACAUACAUUGUCCACCACAUGCUAGUAGUGAUACAUAUAUUGUCCACCACAUGCUAGAAGUGAUACAUAUAUUGUCCACCACAUGCUAGUAGUGAUACAUAUAUUGUCUACCACAUGCUAGCAGUGAUAAACAUAUUGUCCACCACAUGCUAGCAGUGAUACACAUAUUCUCCACCACAUGCUAGCAGUGAUACAUAUAUUGUCCACUACAUGCUAGCAGUGAUACAUAUAUUGUCCACCACAUGCCAGCAGUGAUACAUACAUUGUCCACCACAUGCUAGUAGUGAUACAUAUAUUGUCCACCACAUGCUAGAAGUGAUACAUAUAUUGUCCACCACAUGCUAGUAGUGAUACAUAUAUUGUCUACCACAUGCUAGCAGUGAUAAACAUAUUGUCCACCACAUGCUAGCAGUGAUACAUAUAUUGUCCACUAUAUGCUAGCAGUGAUACAUAAACAUAUUGAAAUAACACAUUGGAACUCUAAUAUUGCCUCUGUUCAAAAAUUAUUAAUAUAUUUGACAUACAAAAGAUAUUUUAACCUUGAGUAUAUUAAUGAUGUACAUUCAACUGUUCAGGGAUCUUAAUUAUUCCUUCAGUAAAAUUCUUCCAUUUCUGUUCCUGCAAAAAUGUUCAGGUUUUUUGAAAAUUUUUAUUUUAUUAUUAUUGUAUCAGUUUUAAUUAUAGUGCUGCACUUUAGCAUAGUAUUUUAACAUACAUUUACAUAUUUGAAUAAAAUUGGCAGAGGUUUUUCCAGGCAGUAUUAUGAAUAUAUUUCUGAAUAUUAGUAUAAAAUCAUUGUUAAGAACUAAAAUUCCAUAAACAUCUAUUACAUCUAGUCUGUAGUUAGUAUCAAGGGAAAUAUACAUCUUAUUGCCAUAUUGGUAAAGAUAACAUUAAUUCUAUUGUUCUCUAUUACACUAUUGAAUUUGUAUUAUCUUUAGAAAUAAAACUGAAAUCAGUAGUAUGUAGAAUUGCAGUAGUAAGAGGAGAGAUUGGCAAUCAUCAUAUUGGGUACUUUGCUUAAGAAUUAAAUUUUAAUACAUGACUAUUAGUAAGUUUAUAUCAAAUAGAAACAUAAAUUACAGUUCGCUAAUCUAUGUACUGUACACAUCCCUCCGUUUUCUUCAGUGUUUACCAAAGAUUUUUAAAUAACUUA
This is a messenger RNA of Cherax quadricarinatus, 13721 nucleotides long. It is a transcript of the gene Zir, whose product is annotated as dedicator of cytokinesis. Lineage: Eukaryota; Metazoa; Arthropoda; Malacostraca; Decapoda; Parastacidae. Gene Ontology annotation, biological process: positive regulation of GTPase activity; small GTPase-mediated signal transduction. Gene Ontology annotation, molecular function: guanyl-nucleotide exchange factor activity. The record is from RefSeq and is a predicted model, not a curated record.